CACACCUGUACUUAAAGCUGUCCACUUGUGAUCCGAUCCACUGAGGACACAUAUUAAUACCAGGUCUGAACAGGGCCAUAGUCUACAUUCCAUGAACCAAAUGAAGUCUAAAUUUGGUGAUUAGCAUUUGAGCCACAUCCUAUUUUACAGUAUGUAUGAAAAAGGGUAAUUUCUGAAUUACAUGACACUUUAUCCCAGGGGUGUUUAUUCUGUUACACCACUGUAAAAGAAGUUUUCAAAAUAUUGAGAAAUAUUUAUGCAGCACAAGAGCUGUGCUUGUUAUAGGUUCGCCGCUUCUUCAGUGGAGAAAACAGACGUCCCUUCAGCGUAGCAGAUAAACAUGUCGGGGCUCCCGAGGACCAUCGCCAGCCGAGCUGGUCCUGUCCCACGGGGGACACACAACAAGGAAUAGAUCGGCACAGUUCAAACUGCCAUUGGAUUGAGCGCGUUGUCCCCGUCCAUUCUGGGACCAGCUGGAUGGAUCCCGGCCCCUUUGGAGGACUACAAGAAGAAAGACUAA
Messenger RNA from Sebastes umbrosus (honeycomb rockfish), 520 nucleotides. Its product is annotated as cytochrome c oxidase subunit 8A, mitochondrial-like. Gene Ontology annotation, biological process: mitochondrial electron transport, cytochrome c to oxygen. The record is from RefSeq and is a predicted model, not a curated record. NCBI's taxonomy places the organism in Eukaryota, Metazoa, Chordata, Actinopteri, Perciformes, Sebastidae.